AUGUCAGCCCCGCCGGAAGCGCUUCGCAGGGCAGUUUGUUGCUGCUGGCCGGGCGGGAGCUGCUUUGCGCUGCAACCAGCUGCAGGGGAGGAGCGGCGCCCCGGGCGGAGCAGCAGCCAUGGGCAGGACCGUGACAGUGGCCACCUGUGCCCUCAACCAGUGGGCUCUAGAUUUUGAUGGCAAUUUGGCACGGAUUUUAAAAAGUAUUGAAAUAGCAAAAUACAAAGGAGCAAGAUACAGACUUGGACCGGAGCUUGAAAUUUGUGGCUAUGGCUGUUCAGAUCACUAUUAUGAAUCCGAUACGCUGUUACAUUCAUUUGAAGUUCUGGCAAAGCUUUUGGAAUCUCCUGCCACUCAAGACAUCAUCUGUGAUGUGGGAAUGCCUGUUAUGUGCAGAAAUGUUCGCUACAACUGUAGAGUGAUCUUUUUAAACAAGAAAAUUCUUCUGAUCAGGCCAAAGAUGAUACUGGCAAAUACAGGAAAUUACAGGGAACUUCGAUGGUUUACCCCAUGGAGCAGAGCACGGUUUGUGGAGGAAUAUUUUCUCCCCAGGAUGAUACAGGAGGUGACAGGACAGGAAACUGUUCCUUUUGGAGAUGCAGUGCUAGCAACCAAAGAUACAUGCCUAGGGAGUGAAAUCUGUGAAGAGCUGUGGGCACCAAAUAGCCCUCAUAUUGAAAUGGGUCUUGAUGGGGUGGAGAUCUUCACUAAUUCAUCAGGGAGUCACCAUGUGCUGCGGAAAGCUCAUACCCGUGUGAAUGUGGUAAAUUCUGCAACAGCAAAGAGUGGUGGGAUUUACGUCUUAGCCAAUCAGAAGGGCUGUGAUGGUGAUCGUCUGUACUAUGAUGGUUGUGCCAUGAUUUCUAUGAAUGGAGACACUAUUGCUCAAGGAUCCCAGUUUUCACUGAAUGAUGUGGAAGUCUUGGUUGCUACACUGGAUUUGGAAGAUGUUCGAAGUUACAGGGCAGAAAUUUCAUGUCGUAACUUAGAGGCAAGCAAAGUGAAUUCCUAUCCCAGAAUAAAAGUGAAUUUUGCUCUGUCAUGUUCUGAUGAUAUAUGUGUACCUACCUGUGAGCCAAUCCAGUGGAGAUAUCAUAGUCCUGAGGAAGAAAUCUGCCUUGGCCCUGCAUGCUGGCUUUGGGACUACUUAAGACGCAGUAAUCAGGCAGGAUUUUUUCUACCGCUUAGUGGUGGAAUUGACAGCUCUGCUACAGCUUGCAUUGUAUACUCCAUGUGUCGCCAGGUUUGCCUCGCAGUCAAGAAUGGAAAUCAAGAUGUGUUGGCUGAUGUACGUAGGAUAGUGAAUGAUGAGACCUAUACUCCUGAGGAUUCCCAGGAAUUCUGUGGACAUAUCUUCACCACUUGUUACAUGGCUAGCGAGAACUCCUCCCAGGAUACAUACAACAGGGCCAAAUUGUUGGCUGAACAAAUAGGCAGCUAUCAUAUAAAUCUAAACAUAGAUGUGGCAGUGAAAGCCAUUGUGGGGAUUUUCAGUAUGGUGAUGGGCAGAUCUCCCCAGUUUCGUGUCUAUGGAGGGAGCAGCAGGGAAAAUCUGGCACUACAGAAUGUGCAGGCUAGAAUAAGAAUGGUCCUUGCCUACUUGUUUGCUCAGCUGAGUCAUUGGGCUCGUGGGAUGCCUGGUGGGCUUCUAGUGCUCGGAUCAGCCAAUGUGGACGAAAGUCUUCACGGAUACUUGACUAAGUACGAUUGCUCCAGUGCCGAUAUCAAUCCUGUUGGUGGAAUCAGCAAGACUGACUUGAGAAGUUUCAUACAGUAUUGUAUGGAAAACUUCCAGCUUACAGCACUCAGAAGUAUUAUAUCAGCUCCACCAACUGCAGAGUUAGAGCCCCUUGCGGAUGGACAAGUGUCUCAAACUGAUGAGGAAGAUAUGGGGAUGACAUACACAGAGCUCUCAGUCUAUGGCAAACUAAGGAAGAUGGCCAAGGCUGGACCUUACAGCAUGUUUUGUAAGCUGAUCAAUAUGUGGAAGGAGAUCUGUACCCCAAGAGAGGUGGCAUCCAAGGUUAAGCAUUUUUUCAGGAUGUACUCAAUUAACAGACAUAAAAUGACCACCCUCACACCUGCCUAUCAUGCUGAAAACUACAGUCCUGAGGACAACCGAUUUGACCUGAGACCUUUCCUUUACAACUCCACCUGGUCAUGGCAGUUCAGGUCUAUAGAUAAACAGGUUUCCAAUCUAGAAAGUAAGGAAGGGAAGCCUGUACUUGAAGAUGUGGAUUGACCACUCUCCGCUCUUAUACUACUGACCUAAUAGUGGCUCCACAAACACAACAUUCAAGGAAGGAGUAUAUUCUGAAGAUCAAGAUGGUUCCAGUGUCUGAACAGACUAUAGAGCUGGUUUAUCUUGUUAUUAACAGUUAUAUCUGUAAUUAAUCAAACCCAAAUUAGUUUGGACAAAUAAGUUUCAAGCUGUAUUAUUCAUGAUUCUGAAUAGUUUGCUUCAGCUAUUCACUAUUUGUUAUUCAUGAUGUGUGACUGGUCACAUACUUCACAUGGUCACGGCUGAAACUUAAAAUGUAAAAAUAAAGAUUGGACUUUGGGGUUUUAAUUUUUGAAUAAUUAAUCAUUCAUGAUUCAUUAAUAUUUUCACAUAUACCCAAAGAUUGUCUGAGUACUUGGAAAUAACAAGUGAUAUGAUCCCUCCAAUCAUAGAAACCUGGGUCAGUGCUUUUGUGUGAAAAUGUGUGUGCCCAUAUAAAAUUUGACUGGGCCUAAUGAAUGGUCUGCAUGUGAUUUUUAUCUAACAUGUUGAACUGAAAGCAAAAAUCUUUAUAGUCUCUGGCACAUGUGAAAAAAACGAAAUUUUCAUUUUAUUGUGUAAUAAAUUCACAUUUUUAUAAUGCUAAUUGGCUCUGUUCUUAAGAUAUUUUUUAUUUACAUAGAAUUGACUAACUCAUCUGGUUUAGUGAUUGGAACAGCAGAGUAAGAUUCUAAUUUAACAAGGUAUUUGAGCAUGGGCCAAAUUUUACAUACAUGAGUAGUUUCUAAUGUGGCCCAGGUCAGCACUCCUAAGGUCUGUUUCUGGCUCUGCCAUCUACUUGCUGUGUAACCUUUGAAAUUCAGUUUAAUCUCUGUGAGUUUGUUUCCUCAUUCCUAAAAUAGGGAUACUGCCUAGUUGAUAUAAUGCUGAAUGCGCUCUGAGAUCCUCAGAUAAAAGGUACUCUACUAUUAUCUGUAAAACAUUAUUUAAA
This is a messenger RNA of Mauremys reevesii (Reeves's turtle), 3212 nucleotides long. RefSeq names its product NAD synthetase 1 (gene NADSYN1). Gene Ontology annotation, cellular component: cytoplasm. Gene Ontology annotation, biological process: NAD+ biosynthetic process. Bases 119 to 2242 code for a protein of 707 amino acids. Lineage: Eukaryota; Metazoa; Chordata; Testudines; Geoemydidae. The record is from RefSeq and is a predicted model, not a curated record. Gene Ontology annotation, molecular function: NAD+ synthase (glutamine-hydrolyzing) activity; ATP binding; glutaminase activity. The transcript is spliced from 21 exons.